ACACAGACGAAGAAACCAGAGCUUCUAUCAUUCUACAAUUUGCUCCAGUCUCAGCACUUGCCAUUUUACAAUGAAGCUGCUCACUGGCGACCUCAUUCGACUUGUCGAGACGCCCAAGGAGCGCGCGGCUGACGCGCUCGCGCACCUCGGUGGCGUCGAAGGCGUUGCCGCGUCGCUCGGCGUCUCGCUCGACAUUGGCCUCGACAACGACAACACCGCGGACCUCGCGCAGCGCGAAGCGACCUACGGCAAGAACUACAUCGAGCCCGAGAAGCCCAGCACGAUCUUCGAGCUCAUGUGGCAGGCGUUCCAGGAUUUGACGAUCAUCAUCUUGAGCGUCGCUGGUGUCUUCUCGCUCAUCCUCGGUAUCGUCGCGCCGCACGACUCGGGCCCGAAGAACCCGGUCAACGGCACGAAGGUCGAGAGCGACGAGCCCAACAUGGCGUGGAUUGAAGGCGUCUCGAUCCUCUUUGCCGUCUUCAUCGUCGUCUUGGUCACGGCGCUCAACGACUACCAGAAGGAAAAGCAGUUCCGCGCGCUCAACGCGGUCAAGGAAGACGAGAAGAUCAAGGUCAUUCGCAACGGCGUGCCCGCCGAAGUGAGCAAGUUCAACUUGGUCGUCGGCGACGUUGUCCGCGUCGACGUCGGUGACAUCUUGCCUGCGGACGGCCUCGUGUUUGACGAGAACGAGCUCAACAUUGACGAGAGCGCGAUGACGGGCGAGUCGAUCCUCCUCCGCAAGAACCGCAAGAACGCGCCGUUCCUUCUCUCGGGCACCAAGGUCAUGGAAGGCGUCGGCAAGAUGCUUGUUGUCUGCGUCGGCGAGUCGUCGCAGGCCGGUAUCAUCUCGAAGCUCAUCAUGGGCAAGGGCCACAAGCCGGCGUACACGCCCGAUGCGAUCGAGGACAACUACGUCUCGGUUGCGACGCCGAACAACCAAGCGCCCGAACUCGAUCUCGAGACGUCGCGCCGCAGCACGUCCAAGGACGAUCGCGAAGAUGAGGAGGCGGUCUCGCCGCUUCAGGGCAAGCUCGAUCGCCUCACGGUGCUCAUUGGCAAGCUCGGCCUUGCGGCCGCGAUCAUUGUCUUUGUCGGUCUCGUCAUGCGCUUCUCGAUCGUGACGUUCACCGGCGACAAGGCGAAGGAGUGGUCGAGCGAUUUCCUCUCGGACUACCUCGGCUUCUUCAUCAUUGGUAUCACGGUGCUCGUCGUCGCGAUCCCUGAAGGUCUCCCGCUGGCCGUCACGAUCGCGCUCGCUUUCUCGGUCAAGAAGAUGCUUUUGGACCACAACCUCGUGCGCCACCUCGACGCGUGCGAGACCAUGGGCUCGGCGACGACCAUCUGCUCGGACAAGACAGGUACGCUCACUACGAACCGCAUGACCGUCGUCGAAAGCUACGUCGGCAACACGGAGUUCUCGUCCUCGGCUGACCUCCGCGCUGCGUUGUCGCCGGAUGCCAUGGCCGCGCUCUGCGACGGCAUCUGCCUCAACUCGACGGCCGAGAUCCUCCCGCCGCUCAAGGAAGGCGGCAAGCCCGAGCACACAGGCAACAAGACCGAGUGCGCGCUCCUCCAGUUCGCCACCGAUAUGGGCGUUGUCUACUCCGACGUGCGCAAGGCCGGCGACAUUGGCCACAUGCUCACGUUUAGCAGCACGAAGAAGCGCAUGACGGUGGUCGUCCGCAUCUCGGCGACCACGUGCCGCGUCUUCACCAAGGGCGCCAGCGAGAUCGUUUUGGACCUUUGCACGUCGCAGCUGCAGCUCGACGGGUCGGUGACGCCGCUGGACGAGGCGCAGAAGAACCACAUCCACACGAACGUGAUCGAAACGUAUGCAAACCAGGCAUACCGCACGCUCUGCUUGGCGUACCGUGACAUCAACGCGUCGAUGGAAGACAUCAAGAGCUUGGCCGACGAAGACCUCGAGCGCGACCUCACGUGCGUGGCCAUUGUCGGCAUUGAAGAUCCGGUCCGCGACGAAGUGCCGGGUGCGAUCCGCCAGUGCAACAAGGCCGGCAUCGUUGUGCGCAUGGUGACGGGCGACAACAUGGCGACGGCCAAGUCGAUUGCGCUCAAGUGCGGCAUCCUCUCGCCCAACGACGGGUCGCUCGUCAUGGAAGGCGCCGAGUUCCGUCACCGCGUCUUGGACGCUCACGGCAACAUCAUCCAGAGCGAGUUUGACAAGAUCUGGCCCAUGCUCCGCGUGCUCGCGCGGUCGAGCCCGAAGGACAAGUACACGCUCGUCUCGGGUCUGAUCGCUUCCAACCUUUACCCCCACGGCCCGCAGGUCGUGGCGGUCACGGGCGACGGCACCAACGACGCGCCGGCGCUCAAGAAGGCCGAUGUGGGCUUUGCCAUGGGCAUUUGCGGCACGGCGGUUGCCAAGGACGCGUCGGACAUUAUCUUGAUGGACGACAACUUCAAGUCGAUUGUGAACGCGGUCAAGUGGGGCCGCAACGUGUACGACUCGAUCGCCAAGUUUCUCCAGUUCCAGCUCACGGUCAACUUGGUGGCCAUCACGAUCGCCAUCAUUGGUGCCAUCGUCCUUGAAGAGUCGCCCCUCUCGGCUAUCCAGCUGCUCUGGGUCAACCUCAUCAUGGACACGUUUGCGUCGCUGGCCCUUGCCACCGACUCGCCGACCGACGCGCUCCUCGAGCGCAAGCCGUACCCUCGCACGAAGGCCCUGAUUUCGCGCAAGAUGUUCAAGCACAUUGUCGGCCAGGGCAUCUUCCAGCUCAUUGUCAUGCUCGUGCUCACGUUCGUCCCGUCGCUCAUCAACGUCAAGCCGGGCUAUAAGGACGAGCGCGUCGACAGCAACCCGACCGAGCACUACACGAUCAUCUUCAACACGUUCGUGUUCCUCCAGCUCUUCAACGAGAUCAACGCCCGCCGCAUCCACGACGAGCUCAACGUCUUUGACGGCUUUUUCCAGAACAAGCUCUACAUUGGCAUCCAGAUCUUUCAGAUCACGCUCCAGGCGCUCAUGGUCCAGUUUGGCGGCCUCGCGCUCAAGUGCGCGCCGCUCUCGGCCUCGCAGUGGGCUAUCUGCAUCGGCAUUGGCGCGCUCUCGCUCCCCGUCGGCCUGUUGCUCCGCUGUGUGCACGCCGACCACUUCCCGCAGUUCUUCACCUCGUGCAACGAAGUCGAGGCGGUCCACGAGCCGUCGGCGCGCGGCAAGGAGCUCUGGAUGCGCACCUUUGCCCGCCUCCGCACGCAGAUCCGCGUGAUGAAGGCGUUCAAGAGCUCGGGCGCUCAGCGCCGCCUCCUCAUGGAAAAGGCAAUCUAAAAAUUCUAAUCUAUAUGUACAUUUUUGCUUCAACC
Molecule: messenger RNA, 3321 nt
Organism: Saprolegnia parasitica CBS 223.65
Lineage: Eukaryota; Oomycota; Saprolegniomycetes; Saprolegniales; Saprolegniaceae
Product: calcium-translocating P-type ATPase
Exons: 2
Coding region: 71-3286 (1071 amino acids)
Biological process (GO): calcium ion transmembrane transport
Cellular component (GO): intracellular membrane-bounded organelle; membrane
Molecular function (GO): ATP hydrolysis activity; ATP binding; P-type calcium transporter activity
Source: RefSeq, a predicted model, not a curated record